UGGAAGAAGAGAGAGUGGCCAGGUGUGUCGCGGCUUCGCCGAGAAGGAGGAAGAGAACGUGGUGGAGGUCGUGGUGUGUCGUUGACGAGGAAGAAGGAAAGGAAAGAAGGUGGAGGAAGACGAGGAAGAAGAAAAGGAAGUCUCUCUCUCUUUCUCCGGGCGGUCGUUUUGCGCACGAGAAGCAAGGGAGGAGGAAGAGGAGUAGGAGGACGAGGAGUAGGAGUAGGAGGAGGAGGAGGAGGAGGAGGUGGUGGUGUUGGAGAAGGAGAAGGAGGAAGAAGAGGAGAGCGGCCGGUGCGUGUGAAGAAGAGAAGAAGGGAGGCGAGGAGAAGGUGCAACGUGGUGUAUAUUUCCUUGCGAUAAGUCUAAAGUGUUCCUCUUUGAAAGGAAAAUCGACGAGCGGGGGUCGAGUGUGGUGUGCUUUUUUUAAAGUGGUGCCCCAGCACGAAGAGGGAAUCGCCAGCAGGGCAGAGGCUCGAACGCAUGUAGGAACAUGGCCGCAUCCAGCCCCUGCCUCCCUCUAGAGGUUGGCAGCAGCGCAAGAGGCGGCACAAAGGGACCCUGGAUACGCGAGUCAGUACAGGAGAAGGCAGAAGUUGGCCGGACUGAGUGGUCGCGGUGACUGGACUAGCUUUGGAGGGGAGGUAACUGGUGGUCCGGUGGAUAUGGCGCCAGGCCGGGAUCAGGGCGGAGGGGCGGGUGGAGGCGGGGGAGGACAGCCCAAAUCCAAGGGCACAACCUCGCUGUUCAUCCUUUCAGAGGAUAACUGUAUAAGGAAACACACCCGCUUCAUCAUCGAGUGGCCGCCCUUUGAGUACGCCGUCCUGUUAACCAUCAUCGCCAAUUGCGUGGUCCUCGCCCUCGAGGAGCACCUGCCCAAACAAGACAAGACCAUACUCGCACAGAAACUCGAGGCAACGGAGAUCUAUUUCCUCGGGAUAUUCUGCGUCGAGGCGAGCCUUAAGAUCCUCGCCCUUGGCUUUGUCCUCCACCGCGGCUCCUACCUACGUAACAUCUGGAACAUCAUGGAUUUCUUCGUCGUGGUGACCGGGUUCAUCACGGCGUUCUCGCAGGGCAUAGAACUGGAUAUGGAUCUGCGCACGUUGCGUGCGAUACGCGUGUUGCGACCGCUCAAACUUGUCUCCGGCAUACCGAGUCUUCAGGUGGUGUUGAAGUCCAUCAUAAAAGCAAUGGCGCCGCUUCUGCAGAUCGGAUUACUGGUUCUUUUCGCGAUCGUGAUAUUCGCCAUCAUCGGUCUUGAGUUUUAUUCGGGAACUCUGCAUAAAACGUGUUACAGUAUAAAGGACAUCAGUGUGAUCGUGAAGGAGGGCGAGAAUCCGGACCCGUGCAACACGGAUAUUCAAUCCGAGGCGCCGUUUGGUGCCCACGUGUGCAACGCGAGUAUCUCGACGUGUUUGGAUCAUUGGGUGGGACCAAACUACGGCAUCACCAGCUUCGACAACAUCGGAUUCGCUAUGCUCACUGUCUUCCAGUGCAUCACUAUGGAGGGCUGGACUUCCAUAUUGUACUGGACAAACGACGCUCUUGGAAGCACGUACAACUGGAUUUACUUUAUACCAUUGAUCGUCCUUGGCUCCUUCUUCAUGCUGAACUUAGUUCUUGGUGUCCUGAGCGGAGAGUUUGCGAAGGAGAGAGAGAAGGUGGAGAACCGGCAAUCCUUCCUGAAAUUGCGAAGACAACAGCAGCUCGAGCGCGAACUGAAUUGCUACCUCAAUUGGAUCUGCAAAGCAGAAGAGGUAAUUCUCGCCGAAGAGAGGACCACGGAGGAAGAAAAAAUGCACAUAUUAGAAGUGAGAAAAAGAGCAGCGGCGAAGAAGAAAAAAUUGAAGAAUCUUGGAAAGAGCAAGAGCACCGAUACGGAGGAGGAAGACGCCGAGGAUGAUCAGGACGAUGGAUUCUCAAGAGCUUCCUACUUCAAGUCGAAAGUGAAAAACAAAGGAACGUGUAUGCAAUUUUGGCGAGCCGAAAAGAGAUUCAGAUUUUGGAUACGUAAUUCCGUGAAAUCGCAGAAUUUCUAUUGGUUCGUCAUCGUCCUGGUGUUCUUCAACACCGUUUGCGUAGCCGUCGAGCAUUACGAUCAGCCACAGUGGCUUACCGAUUUUCUCUAUUACGCGGAGUUUGUGUUCCUCGCCCUGUUCAUGAUGGAAAUGUUCAUAAAGGUAUACGCGCUCGGUCCUCGCACAUACUUCGAGUCGAGCUUCAAUCGCUUCGACUGCGUCGUCAUCUCGGGCUCGAUCUUCGAGGUGAUCUGGUCCGCGGUGAAGUCCGGCUCUUUCGGCCUCUCCGUCCUACGUGCCCUUAGACUCCUGAGAAUUUUUAAGGUCACCAAAUACUGGAAGAGCCUGCGGAACCUCGUAAUAUCGCUCCUCAGCUCGAUGCGUAGUAUCAUUUCCCUUCUCUUCCUGCUCUUCCUUUUCAUUCUCAUAUUCGCGCUGCUCGGAAUGCAGCUCUUCGGUGGCCAGUUCAAUUUCGAUUCCGGGACGCCACCAACAAACUUCAAUACUUUUCCCAUCGCGCUGCUUACUGUCUUCCAAAUCCUUACUGGAGAAGACUGGAAUGAGGUGAUGUACUAUGGUAUCGAGUCACAGGGCGGUCACAGAAAAGGCAUGAUGUACUCGCUCUAUUUCAUCGUGUUGGUGCUCUUCGGCAACUAUACGCUGCUGAAUGUCUUCUUGGCUAUCGCCGUCGAUAAUUUGGCUAAUGCCCAGGAGUUGAGCGCCGCCGAGGACGAGGAGAAGGAGGAGGACAAGGAGAAACAAUUACAGGAACUCGAGAAGGAAAUCGAAUCCUUGCAAAAGCCGAACGAUGGUAACGCACCGAAGGUGGAAAUCUGCCCUCCGAGUCCGAAUCAGAAUUUCAAAGACGGUAAAGGUGGAAAACAGGCGUCCGAAGAGAAGAAGCAGGAUGAAGACGAUGACACGGGACCAAAACCAAUGCUGCCAUACUCCUCCAUGUUUAUACUAUCCCCUACGAAUCCCGUAAGAAGAGCCGCCCAUUGGGUCGUCAAUCUAAGGUACUUCGACUUCUUCAUCAUGGUGGUAAUAUCAUUGUCGAGUAUCGCGUUGGCCGCCGAGGAUCCUGUAUGGGAACACUCGCCGAGGAACGAGAUCCUCAAUUAUUUCGACUACGCGUUCACCGGUGUCUUCACCAUCGAGAUGAUCCUGAAAAUCAUCGAUCUCGGGGUCAUAUUACAUCCUGGCUCGUAUCUACGCGAGUUUUGGAACAUUAUGGACGCGGUGGUCGUAAUAUGCGCCGCGGUGUCGUUCGCUUUCGACAUGACCGGUAGUUCAGCGGGACAAAAUCUCUCAACGAUCAAGUCGUUAAGGGUAUUACGUGUGUUAAGACCGCUUAAGACGAUAAAAAGAGUGCCCAAGCUCAAGGCGGUAUUCGACUGCGUCGUGAACAGUUUGAAAAAUGUCAUAAACAUUCUCAUAGUGUAUAUAUUAUUCCAAUUCAUCUUCGCUGUGAUCGCGGUACAACUGUUUAACGGAAAAUUCUUUCACUGCAGCGACGAGAGCAAGUAUACGAAAAAGGACUGCCAGGGUCAAUACUUCGUCUACGAGGAGGGUGUCAUGCUGCCAGAACCCAAGAAAAGGGAGUGGACGUCUCAAUGUUUUCAUUAUGACAACGUUAUGGCAGCUAUGCUGACGUUAUUCGCUGUCCAAACAGGCGAGGGCUGGCCACAAAUCUUGCAGCACUCGAUGGCGGCCACUUACGAGGACCAGGGUCCCAUUCAAAACUUUCGCAUCGAAAUGUCCAUUUUCUAUAUCGUCUAUUUCAUCGUCUUUCCAUUUUUCUUCGUCAACAUCUUCGUGGCCUUGAUUAUCAUCACGUUUCAAGAGCAGGGAGAAGCCGAGCUUCAGGAUGGCGAGAUCGAUAAAAAUCAGAAAUCAUGUAUAGACUUUACGAUACAAGCUCGCCCCCUCGAGAGGUACAUGCCGAAGAAGCUAAACGGCGUAAAGUACAAAAUUUGGAGGAUAGUCGUAUCGACACCGUUCGAAUAUUUUAUCAUGAUACUCAUCGUACUAAAUACAUUACUGCUAAUGAUGAAGUUCCAUCGGCAAAGCGAGGCGUACAAGAACACGCUGAAGUACAUGAACAUGUGCUUCACGGGGAUGUUCACCGUCGAGUGCAUACUGAAGAUCGCCGCUUUUGGCGUCAGGAACUUCUUCAAGGAUUCUUGGAACACGUUCGACUUCAUUACGGUGAUCGGCAGCAUCGUGGACGCACUUGUCAUCGAAUUCGGGGAGCGGUUUUCGAGUGUGCCAAGUGGUGGCCAGCUAAGCGAAAAGAAGGAGAAUUUCAUCAACGUCGGCUUUCUUAGGCUCUUUCGUGCCGCCAGACUGAUCAAGCUGCUACGACAGGGAUACACGAUACGAAUUUUACUCUGGACCUUCGUGCAAUCCUUCAAAGCCUUGCCUUACGUUUGUCUCCUCAUCGCGAUGCUCUUUUUCAUCUACGCCAUCAUCGGUAUGCAGGUAUUCGGUAACAUCGAGCUGGGUGCUGACAGUUCUAUUAACAAGCACAACAAUUUCCAAAGCUUCAUUCAAGGUCUGAUGCUACUUUUUCGGUGUGCAACUGGAGAAGCUUGGCCGAACAUCAUGUUGGCCUGCAUAAAGGGUCGACCUUGCGACGUUAAAGCAGGGAAACAGGAACCAGGUGGUUGCGGUUCUAACAUCGCCUAUGCCUACUUCGUCUCGUUCAUCUUUUUCUGCUCGUUUUUAAUGCUGAAUCUUUUCGUCGCCGUUAUAAUGGACAAUUUCGAUUAUUUAACGAGAGACUCGUCGAUUCUCGGCGCGCAUCAUCUCGAUGAAUUCGUGCGAAUAUGGGCGGAAUAUGAUCCAAAGGCAACCGGUAAGGUACUCUACAAUGAGGUCUACGAUAUGCUUAAGGUUAUGGAUCCGCCAUUGGGGUUUGGCCAAAAGUGUCCUAACAGGCUCGCUUACAAAAAACUCAUUAGAAUGAACAUGCCCGUUGAUUCUGACGGGAAGGUCAACUUUACAACAACGCUAUUCGCACUGAUACGAGAGGAUCUUAGUAUUAAAAUGAGAUGCGCCAAUGAGAUGAAACAAGCGAACGAGGAGCUCAGAGAUACGAUUCGAAGUAUCUGGCCUCUGCAAGCGAAAAAGAUGUUGGACCUUUUGAUACCUAGAGACGAAGAGGUAGGCAGAGGAAAGCUCACCGUCGGUAAGAUAUACGUCGCUCUCAUGAUUAUUGAAAAUUGGAAGACGACGAAGUUCGGUCGGGAAAAGCCAUCCGGACAGAACGAUAACGAUCUUAUCGAUAACGAUAAUGCUGGGCAAAGUCCUGCAGCCCAGGCGCAAUCGACCCUCUACAACUGCCUGAUGGACAUGGCGGUGGUUAACCACACCGGAAAUAGCCACGCAACCGGAAGUAGGGCGAACAGCCUUGAACCGGUGAUACGUCCGACAACGGAGAUGAAGCACGAUCGGCACAAGGACUUCCGUGACGAGGAGGAAGGGACCCUAGGGGCCCUAGCAGCCGCCGAGCAUAGACGACAGCAUAGCAUCAGAAACAAAAAGGUGAACUGGAAGAUGUCCCACCAGUACGAUAUACUAGGCAGCAGCGGAGAGAGUAGCCAGGGAGGGGGUGGGUCUGGGGUUGUACUCGUAGUUAAUGGCGAGGAUCGCGCCCCCGAGCUAGAGCCAUUGCUGGCUGAGGUGCCCUCCCAGCAGGAUCACGACUACUACUACCAUCACCAUCACGACCAAUACUACGAUACCGACAAUGAUCAAUACUAUGACCAUCACCACCACCACCACCACCACCAUCACCAUCAUCAUCAUGAUCACCGACCACCCUCGUACUACCAACACCAGACCACCUACGCACCUCGCUCCUCGAUCCGUUACCACAAGAUGGACCUGCAGGAUGUCGUAGUUAGCGACUCGCGUGCCGGUAGUAUCGAGAGUCUAACGCAUUUCAGUGAGAGACUUCAUCCCCAUCAUCCGUCGACGCAUCCACCGAGACAUCAUUCGCGAUCGCCAAGCUUAAGGAGACAUUCGCCGAUCAUGCACAGAUCGCCAUCGCCAAGGCGACACAGACACGACCAUCAUGGAUAUUAUCACGAAGGACCAGGCUUUAGCGAUACGGUUAGCAACGUCGUCGAGAUUCAAAGGCAUCAUCAUCAUCAUCCACAUUCCAUACAAUAUAAUCGACAUAGGAUACGAGACUAUUACGACCACUGCGACUAUUACGACGAUGGUCCAUGGAGCGCUUCGACGAGUCCCGCGAGAUCACCCAGUCCGGUUCAUCGGAUAGAUCGUGGGGAACAUUAUGGUACGACCAGCUUGGAACAACGCUCUAGGAGUCCAAGUCCUAUCGGUGGUCGUACACCGGCACAUCCCCAUCAUCAUCAUCGUCAUCCGUCGCAUCAACACAGCUAUCCGGUUUUGGUAGCAAGAAGAGGCCGUCGAUUACCACCGACGCCUAACAAACCGUCGACGUUGCAAUUAAAACCGGCGAAUAUUAAUUUCCCAAAGCUUAACGCAUCGCCGACUCACGGACCACACAUGGUAGGAGGUCCGCAUGUACCGGCGGUACCGGUUGGCAUACCUCAUCCUACUACAGGUCAUAUGCAACCAUCGAUGCAACCGAGUCACUGUCUGCUCAGUUUUGAGCAGGCCGUGGCAAUGGGCCGAGGAGGUCGUCUACUUCCGAGUCCUGUGCCGAAUGGUUACAAACCGCAGCCCCAAUCGAAGCAACGUAUGCCAAGGUCAAGACAUUCCGACAGCGACGAGGAUGACUGGUGCUAGCCAAAGUGGGACCCUGGACGGUGGUCCGGCGACGUGGACGCCCCCAGGCGUCUUUGGGUCUGUGCGUGAAUCGUCUGCGUGAAUCGUCCACGUGCGACGUGCAUUGACUUUCUUGUUACGAUCGCGUUAACGCGAUCGAUCGAUCGAUCGAUCUCUAUCGAACGUGAGGAUCGACACGAAGGAUAUGCGGCUGCUUAAGGCUGCUUCUCGCGAAUACGCAACGAAACGAGAUAAUACGAGAUAGAUAUUACGAGAAAUAAGCCGAGAUAAUAGAGAGAAAGGGAUAGAAAAAAAGAGGGAAGGAUAAUAGGAAAGCGUUACGAUUAGAAUCGAUUAGGAAAAAGGAUUGACUAAGUCGGCGAAACGAAAAUGAGUUUGACUCUUCGUUGGAGACCGAUCGCAAAUGUUUAGGUAAAAGUGAAAGUAAAAUGUUAUGGUGCUUUCAAUUUGCGAGAUAUAAAUAAAUAGAGAAGGGGGGAGGGGUGAAACAAAAGAGAGAAGUGGGAAUGAAAGGGGUGGAUUUGGGCCUUGUUUUGAAAAAAAAAAAAAGGGGAAUUGAAAAGAUCGUAAGAAAGGGAAAAAAAAAGAAACGGAAAAAAGAAAAGGGAGAGAGAGAGAGAGAGAGAGAGAGAGUGAAAGAGAGAAAAGGCAAAAAAGAGAUAAACAAACAAAUAUAUAAAUAAAUAAAUAAAUAAAUAAAUAAAUAAAUAAAUAAAUAAAUGAAAUACGUAAUAUACACGUCGUGAACGCAUCCACGUUAGAAGCGUUCGUACUGAAAAAUGUUCGUAUCGCAUUCGGUGAUAACGCGAAAUCGGACGACGGACGCUUCGUUUGUUUUUUAACGAUAUCUUCGCUGCGGCCAUUCCAAUCGGCGAAUCGGGACGAGAGGAGGGUCCACUUUUUAUACGAUAAUUAACCAACGAUAACAACAACAACAACUACAACAACAACAACAACAACAACAACAACAAUUGGAAGAAGAACUAACAAGAAAACUAAAGAGAGAGAAAGAGAAAAAAAGAGAGAGAGAGUGAGAGUUAGAAACAGAGACAGAAAGAGAGAGAGAGAUAGAGAGAGGGAGUGAAAGAUACUCUGCGAAUGUGAAAAUAGCAACAACAACAACAACAACAACAACAACAACAACAAUAUAAUAAAACAAAACAAAAAUUAAAUACGAAACGAAAGAGACAAUGUGUGGGUGCCGGAUUAUUUUUCGUGUUUAAAAAAAAAAUAUAUAUAUUAUAUAUAUAUAUAUAUAUAUAUAUAUAUAUAUAUGUGUAUAUAUAUUCAUAUAACGCGAAAUUGUCAAUGCCCGAAAAAAAGAGACCAAUGACGACGGGUCUUCUAUUAGUUUUUUUUCGUACUAUCUUUCUUUCUCCCUUUCCAUCCCUCUUUCUCUCUUUCCCUCAUUUUCUCUCUCUCUCUCUCUCUCUCUCUCUCUCUCUCUCAUCCUCUCCCUUUCACUUUUUUCUCUCUCUCUCUCUCUCUCUCUUUCUUUCUUUUACAUUUUCUUUCUUUCCUUCGUUCGUCGCUUUUGUUUAAUCACGAAAUAAACAAAUGGCGUAUAUAUGGUCUGUGUAUUUUGCGGGAAGGGCAGAGAGGGAGGCGAGGACGGCGAAGAAAGCAACGAACAAUAACGAUAAGAGAAAGAGAGACUUCAAUAGAACAGUGAAUGUUCGUAAAUAUUAUACACGUUUUUCUUACGACGUGUUAGAAGACGCGAUUACGACGUAUGCAUUUUGAAGGAUGAAAAAAAAAAGGAAAAAAUGGGUGGCCUCAUGAAAAUGAAGAAAUCAGCGAUUAUUAAGAAGUAUUACGGGAGUGCGUGUGAACGAUAAAAGAAUGAUAAGAUAAGGAAGAAAGAGUAGGAGAAGGAGAAGAAGAAGAAGAAGAAGAAGAAGAAGAAGAAGAAGAAGAAGGAGGAGGAGGAGGAGGUGCGAGCUUAUGUCAUUAUACGAGAUUCGGUCGAACGUAAACGUCGGAAAAUCAUUCUGAUUGACGCGCGUAAACGCGCGAACGUAAAUAAAUAAAAUCAUGUUAAAUUAGCUCGUAGAUAGAUAAAUAUGUACGUUGGUGAAACGUUUUUCUAACGACACCCGUUGGAAAUUCUGACAGAUACGAAAGAUAAGAAAUUUACGUGAAAGAGCUAAGUAAGGAAUUAUAGUUUAAAAGGGAUAAAGAGUCAAGGAUAAAAUCGAAAAAUCGCCGAUCUAUUAAAAGAUCAUCGUUGUUCGAAAACAUCGAUCACCGUUCGUUGCUUUAUCCUACGUUACAACGAUUCUCUGUUAAAGGAAAAAACACGUAUACACGUACACACACAUACACA
Molecule: messenger RNA, 9123 nt
Organism: Vespa velutina
Lineage: Eukaryota; Metazoa; Arthropoda; Insecta; Hymenoptera; Vespidae
Gene: Cac
Product: voltage-dependent calcium channel type A subunit alpha-1
Exons: 35
Coding region: 666-6797 (2043 amino acids)
Biological process (GO): calcium ion import across plasma membrane; chemical synaptic transmission
Cellular component (GO): voltage-gated calcium channel complex; membrane
Molecular function (GO): calcium ion binding; high voltage-gated calcium channel activity
Source: RefSeq, a predicted model, not a curated record